Limulus polyphemus (Atlantic horseshoe crab) is the source of this 2579-nucleotide messenger RNA. Its product is annotated as sodium channel and clathrin linker 1-like. The transcript is spliced from 17 exons. Gene Ontology annotation, cellular component: centriole. The record is from RefSeq and is a predicted model, not a curated record. NCBI's taxonomy places the organism in Eukaryota, Metazoa, Arthropoda, Merostomata, Xiphosura, Limulidae. The coding region runs from base 1 to 1803 and encodes 600 amino acids. Gene Ontology annotation, biological process: cilium assembly; clustering of voltage-gated sodium channels.
AUGUCCAAAAAUGGCAUGAAACAAAUGGACAUUGCCAGAACAGUAGGAUUCCUCCAGUGUACUGUACCCAAAAUCCUAGAGCGUCAUUGGAGUACAGGAAACGUUAUUCCAGAAAAGUCUAUUGGAUGUUUGAACCUUUUCUCAGUGAGUAUGACCAAAAUUUGGAGGUGCUACAAAAUGAAAUCAAACAGUACAAGAUUAAAUGACAAACUCAAAGAAAGUGUCAAAUUGAAGUUUGAUGGUGUGGUUGAGAAUGAAAGUGAAAUUGUUAAAAAUCUUCAAGAACAACUGCAGAACACCAGUGAGGCAAAAGACACAGCUUUACAGAUGUGGCAGUUAUCUUUGGAAGAAAUUGAAAGAUUAGAGAAGGAAAUACAGAGUAAGCACGAAUUUCCAGAGAUGAAAGAAAUGGAAAAAAUGGGUAACCAGAUGAAAGAAGAAUUUUCACAAGCACUGGCAAUUGUCAACUCAGAAUUAACACAAACAAAAGAAGAACUUGUAAAAAUCAAAGCAGCACAUCAAGCAUCAUCCAGUGAAUUAAAAAACAUGCAACAAAUACAAAAGAAUGUAGAAAGUCAGCUAGCUAAAAAGAAAACUGAAUGUGAGGAAAUAGCUACUAAACUUGAAAAAUGCCAGACAAAAUUGCUGAAAACAGAAUCUGAAUCAAGUGAUAUGAAAAUGAGACUGUUAACUAAGGAAGAUGAGGUGACAUAUUUAAAGCAGUGUUUGGAAGAAAUGGAAGCAACACUAAAUAAGGUUCAGCAACAAAAGGAAAAUAUAGAGUCUCAUGAAGCAGAAGCAAUACAACAGGCUCGUGAAAGUAUUCGUUUAGCAGAGAAUGCUGUUAUGGAAAAAGAUGAAGCAGUGUUUCGUGAACAUCAGGCUGUCAAGGAGGCUCAGCGUCUGCAGACAUCCAUAAAUCAUUUGAUGGAAAUGGCAGCAGUUCGAACAAAGCAGGAGGUUGAAAAUAUCAAGAAAAAAUGCAAUGAAAACCUGAAAAAACUGACAGAAGAAAUACAAGCUUUAGAACAGGAAAAUACCAACAAACAAACUCAAAUAGAAAGAGCUAUUCGUGAGAAACGAUCAGUGGAACUAGAGUUAGAAGCUGUAUAUAAGGAUGGUACAAGUAAAGGACCAGAAAACAACGUUCUGUUGAACAGUCUGACAGAUAGAUUAACAAAGGCAGAACGUUUACGAGAUGAAGCUAUUCUGAGGCUGGAAUCUUUAGAAGCAGAAUUAAAACGGAUAAAGAAAAGUCAUCAACAACAGAUUACACAUUAUAAAAAUGAGAACAAUUGUUUCAAAGAGUGGCUAAAAAAGAAACAGUCUGACUUCGAUAGUGUAUCCACAGAAAAAAUUCAUCUUGCCAAUUCCUUAGAGAAACUUCGCCAUAACUGCCAAUCUCUUGAAGAAGAAACAAAGUUGUUAAAGAAGAAAUAUGAAAAAGAGGUGACUGUCCAUAGAACACAGUUAGAGAAAGUUGAACAGAAAUAUCAGCUAAACUCAAAGGUAAAAGAGGAAUCUCAUCAAGCUUCUAUUACUGAACUUGUUACUCUGCUAGAUGCACAGCAGAAGUUGAGCAAGAAAUGGAAACAGGAAGUUCAAGAACUUACCAAGAAAUUUGUAUCUCAGGUGGAAUGUUUUGACAAAGAUAUAUCUCAUUUGAAAGAGAACAAUGAAAGAUUACAAGCAUUGCUGAAUGAUCAUCAUAAGAAAAAUUUACUGCUUCAACAGCAGUUACAAACUAGUUUACUAGAAAAUAAACAGCUGAAACAACAGCUGCAAGAGUCACGAAAACAUUAGGAAUCUGUAGUUUCAUUAUACCAAACAUAUCAAGUCAUUUGUGAAUCAGACAUCAAUCCUCAUCAAGCAAACCACUGAUUCAUCUUCACAAAAUCUACUUCCGAUAUAUUUGUUAAAUCCUAAAAAAUCUCUAAAAUAUAUUUUGUAUCAAUUAUUAUCAUAAAGUAACACAAGAAUUUUGGGAUAUUGAUGUAAAAUGUGUAUUAUAAGUUGGUGCUUAUAUUCAUCUCUGUAAUAUUUUUAAUUGCACAUCUUUACUAUGUUUGAUUUAUUUAUGAUAAACAAAAGGUUAAAAAUUUCAGCAUAUCUGAAAGAUUAUGGUGAAUAUUGAUAUUUACAUUUUUCAGGUAAACAUGAGUGCUGCCCAUGUUAGUUACUUAAACGAUUGAAGAAAAUACUAUUUAAAAGUCAUAAUCAAAAUUGUUUCAGUAAUUUUUGUUGUUGGCUGUUCCAUUAAAAUAUUCUAAAAUAGAAUACAAUAUCUAAGUAGAAUGUAACAGAGAAAAAAUUUGAAUUUACAGUUUCAAAUGGUAUUUUUGCAUUAAAGUACUAUAAUAUUUAUUUGUAAAAUUCAUAUUUCAUUUAGGCUUCGACAGUUCUUUCAAGUAUGUACAUGUGUAUUAAUAUUGGAUAUUUGAGGGUUCAACUAAAUUUAGAGCAACAAGAUAGGUAAGCAGAAUAACAGGUGAUUCAAACAAUGUAUUUAUUAAGAAGUAAUUCAGAAUUCUCUUGAGUAACUGAAUUUGAGAGAAGGAAAUAAAGAAAUUGGACACAAU